UGUAUUACUGCUAUGAGUCUACUUUAUUGUAAACAUUUUUUCCUUUAUAAGUGAUUUCAUCGUGACUAUAUGAGUUUUUAUUGAUGGCAUAAAACUCGUUUCCUUUUUCUCUUAUAAGCUUUUUACACUGAUUCUACAUUCAAAUUCAUUCCCUUCAAAAGGCAAUAUCAAAUCAAUUUAAUAAACUUCGGAAAGUGAAUGGGAAUAAAGUUAAGAGAUAAAAAUUAGUGCGAGAUGGAUAUUUUUCCUACAGAACUGGAGCUAACUCGACUCAAAAGAUUUGAAUUUCGAAUCCCAUACGCGUAUUAUGAGAUCAAUCAGAGUCUUGAAGAGCAUCAUCGCGGGAAGUUAGCUCGAGCCAUUGUUUAUACAAUUCUAGAGCAUGAUCCUAAAAGAAGAUUAGGCAAAACAGAUUUUCUACAUUUAACCGCGCUCAUCGUAAAACUGUUUCCUACCGAAAUUCCUGGAACAUUUUAUAACUCUUCCUACAAAAGCAGUAUGCCAACAGGAAAGCUACAUUCAGCAUAUUUGAACAUACGCAAUGCUUUAGUUGAAGUUAAAAUAAUAACUAGAGAACGACGAUCUCGACGUGAACCAUCAUUAUCUCCUGACGAAACUGAUGAAUCGACCACUGAUCACUUGGAAAAUUCAUUUCAUAUUACUGAAAGUGAAAAUAUUGGUGAAUUGAACACAAUAAAAUCUGCUUGGGAGAAAUCAUACAGCGAACGUCAGAAAUUUCUGAGUAGCAAGAAGUUUUCUAUUUCAAACUAUAUUAAUUUGUAUCCAUUUUUACGAGGUCCACAGGGAUAUUUCGUGUUUCGAUUGGAUGCAGAAAAGAAAUUUCCUCAGAUUAAGAAUGUUGAUAUUAGGACAUCGAUCGCUUCAAUUGCACCAAGAAUUCUGGAUAAAGUUAAGAUGCAACGGAAUGAAGUGAAAGCUACCAGUUUAUUAAAAGAGUAUUUAAAUGAAAGGAAUGUUAACCAGUCACUACUUGCAUUGAUCUUAAUGCCAUUUAUCUUCAGUCCUGCUCCAUUCAAGCGUACUUGGGACGGCGCAGCUUCAACAUCAACUGCAAAACAUAGCAAGGCUGACGCUUAUCGUUACUUUUGUUCUCACUUCAGAACAAAAGAAGAAAUGCAAACAUUCGAUGAAACAUUACCUUCAUCGACGUCAGAUCUUCUGCCACCAAGAUUGUAUAUCAUUGGAAAUCUUAAAAACGAUCCAACAGCUGUCAUUCGUCUUGAUGAUAUUGAAUACACAAUUUCUGAUCCACUCGAUGCUUUCGAUGUUAUGUUCAAGAUUUUUAUAGGACUCAAUCUGAAGUAUCCACGACAAUCAGUAAUUGUCUGGACUUUCAUCGAGCGUUUCGUCUACCGUUUGAAUCAGUAUCACAUCAACAAUUCUCAACUUCUCACAAUUAUAAACGAAAUGACGAAUUAUGCAGAUAUGGAUAAUAAUCAAGUUAUCAAGCAUGGAGAAACAUCCAUCACACCUUUGUACGAUGGUAAAAAGCGUUGCAGUAUUGUUUGGAAAUUUUUUGGUCGUUUACUGAUUAAUGAAAAAUCAGUUGAUGAAAACCAUUUUUAUUGUAGUUUAUGUCUGCAUGAAGGCAUAAUUAGUAGCAAAUAUACUGGAAUUUCAACUUCAGGAAUGAUUAAUCAUUUACGUAAUUCGCAUAAAAUUAAUAACGAAAAUGAGAUUGAAUCAUAUGAGAAAAAACUAAAUCAAGAUAAAUACGAAGCAAACUCAUCAAAAAUGGAUCACCAGAACAAAAAUGUAGAAACACAUAAAAAGCUUUUAGAUGAAUGGGAAAUGAUGGAAGCAAUGAAAACUUCAAAGAAAACUGAAAAAGAUUUAGACUGG
Molecule: messenger RNA, 1863 nt
Organism: Clunio marinus
Lineage: Eukaryota; Metazoa; Arthropoda; Insecta; Diptera; Chironomidae
Source: the annotation of a GenBank genome assembly